Mytilus californianus (California mussel) is the source of this 2869-nucleotide messenger RNA. RefSeq lists its product as uncharacterized. The record is from RefSeq and is a predicted model, not a curated record. Bases 116 to 2632 code for a protein of 838 amino acids. Gene Ontology annotation, molecular function: RNA binding. The transcript is spliced from 10 exons. Gene Ontology annotation, biological process: box C/D snoRNP assembly. NCBI's taxonomy places the organism in Eukaryota, Metazoa, Mollusca, Bivalvia, Mytilida, Mytilidae. Gene Ontology annotation, cellular component: nucleus.
CCGGAAGUAAAGAGAAAUAAACAAACUGGAGACCUCGUGGGAGCUGAUUGAAACAGCAUUCUAGAUACCAAAGGCAAAGAGUAAUUGCAGUUUGUUUCAAUUUUGAACUUCUAAUAUGGCUAAUAAUUCCUAUUUUGGACAACAAGUGCCCCAGCAGUCAAAUCAAAACUAUACAUAUCAGCCUUGGGGUAGUGGCACUUCGUCUCAACAACCGAAUCAAAAUUUUGCUAGAAGCAGUAACCAACAACAGUUUCAGCAGUAUGGAAAUAAUUUCCAAAGAGGAAAUAGUAAUGAUGGAAACUGGUAUUCAGGCAAUAACUAUGGACCAAAUCAACCACAGAAUAUGAAUCAAAGAGGAAAUUAUUAUCAAAACAGACCACCCAUUUCAAAUAAUAAUUUAAAUCCAUCUAUUGGUCCAAAUUUUGAUAAUGCACCGCCUUCUUCCAAUUACAAUUAUGGACAGCAGAAUUGGACAGAUUCUGAUUAUGGAAAUGAUUAUAAUUUUUACAGUGGCGGAAGUAAUACUUAUGGAAGUAGUGAAAGUUAUACAUCUCAAAAUCCAAAUUAUCCUGGUAAUAAAAGGGGGACUUUCAAUGAGAGACCAAAUCCAACUAUGUUUGGAAACAACAAUCAGACUCCAUAUAUGAGAAAUAACACAAAUUCAAUUGGCAGUGGUAAACCAAAUCCAUUUAGUAACAAUAAUCCAAAUCAAUUUGGAAACAAUAAUAUAAAUCAAUUUAAUAACAAAAAUAGCAAUCAACAGAAUCCGUUCGGAAAAAGUAAUCCUAAUCAGUUAGGAAAUGGAAAUACAACUCAUUUUGAAAAUAAAAAUCCUUCGUUUGGAUCUAAUAGUGGAAACUUUCAUAAAGUGAAUCACAGACAAAUACAUAGGAAGCAACAAAGACAGAAAAAGAAAAUGAAAAAGGCAAAAGAAGUUAUCAAGGGAGAUAAUCCAGAAGACAACAAAUAUUACUGUGACACAUGUGACCGGGGAUUUAGUCAGGAAUAUCAUUACACUGAACAUUGUGGCUAUCAUAAAAAGUGUUCCUUUACUGGAUGUUCCUUUGUAGCUGCUCCAAAACUUGUCAACCUUCAUGUUCAGAUGCAACAUAAAAGUGGACUAGCUAAGAAGAUUUGGAGUGUUGAAUCACAGGAUGAUAUAGAGAAAUGGAUAGAAGAUCGCAGGCAGAAAUUUCCAACAACUGUAAAUAUAGAAAAGAAGAAGGCUAUUUUAGAGGAGAAGAAAUCAAGAGGAGAGGUUCUACAGACAAAAUAUUUUGGGAAAAUGAAAGGGAAGAAUUUUGAUAGACAACAAAAUGAACAUGGAGAUGAUGCCUGUAAUGGAGACAAGAAUGUAAGAGGUAGAAGAAACAGAAGGAGAAAGAAACCUAUGAUAGAGAUGGGAGAUGCUAAAGUACCAAAACUGAAUCAGUCUGAAGGUCACAUCUCUGACCAGUCAGAAAAAGAGAUGAUAGAUAAACCAUUCAUGACAGAUGAAAUCAAGGCCUUGAUUAAACAAAGAAAUACACUUCAUUAUAGAGCAAAAAGAACGGGAAAAACAGAAGAUUGGAGCCGCUACAGGAUUAUUAGAGCUCAGUGCAGAAGAUUGACCAUAAUUGAGAAAGAAAAACUUGGAAUACCAACUCAAAGGACAAAAAGGAUUAAAGAGAAGUCUGAAGAUGGUUCAGCUGGUAAUGUAGAGACUGUAGAGACUGGUGAUAAAAGAGAAGAAUCAGUGCAUGUUGAAGAAAAGACAACAGAUAGUGAAAACGAAGAUGGAAAAUGUAACAUCUCAAAAGAUGAAGAAGACCUUGAAGAACAGGACAAAGAAAGUUGGGAUUGGAAAAGGGGAAGAAAGAGAGCUCCUCAAAGAAGAAGAUCAGAAAAAGCUAAUAAAUUUGGAUCAGAUGUGAGGCCAUCAUUUAAAAGUACACCGUCAUUGUUGGAAAAGCUCCUUGCCAAUGAUAUCCGACAUGAAAGAAAUGUCAUAUUACAGUGUGUUCAUCAUGUUGUUAAGAAUAAUUUCUUCGGUAUCGGAGACUCAUCAUCAACCAACGAGAUAAAUAAAAGGUCAUCAUGUGACAUGUCAGUUACCAAUAAAAUUAACAGUCAGUCAGAGUGUGAGACAGGACCAUCUGAAAAUAAAGUUAAAAGGAUAGAUGAUAAUUGUGUAUCUACUAGUGUAAAUCCUUUAAUGCAGUCCAGCAAUGACAAUAUAGCAUCCAAUGAAAAAGCAGAACAGCCAAGUGAUGACAAAACAAUAUCCAAUGGAAAUAAGGAUAACCCCAGUAAUAAUACAGUAACCAAUGAAAAUAUAGAACAAUCUAGUGACAACAAUACAUCAUCCAAUGAAAUAGCAGAACAGCUAAGUGAUGACAAAACAAUAUCCAAUGGAAAUAAGGAUGAGACCAGUUUUAAUACAGUAACCAAUGAAAAUAUAGAACAAUCUAGUGACAACAAUACAAUAACAAAUAAAAAUAUAGAACAGUCUAGAGAAGACAAAACAGUAUCCAAUGAAAAUGUAGAUCAUGUUUGUGGAAAAAGUGUAUCCAACCGACAAAAUUUUCCAGGAAAUCAAGGAACAGAAAAGUUAUUACAAAAUGUACAUACAUUUCUCAAACAAAAUAAAUAAGAUUUAUGUUAGUUAGAUUAACAAAAGAACAACUACAGUUGUACAUGAUGUUAAAGAUAUUUCAUUUAAGACAAUACAGAGAAUGAAAUUGUCAUACCAACAUUGAAGCAGCUUUUGUCAUUUUGCAGAUGUUUUAUUUUAUUUUGUGAAAUAUAGUUCUUUGAUUAACAUUUGUUGGAUAAAAUCUGGUCACUGUUAUGAAACCGUAUGUAUUAAUUAAAUCGUUUUGAUGUGUCA